AAUGACAUUAUUUAAAAUUUUUAAAUUUCCCGCCGCCGGCGGCGCCCGUACGUCCCGACGUCACAGGGACAGGACACAGAAGCCGGAUGCCGGCAUCGGCCAAAGGAGAUGGCCGGGGAUGCUGCAGGGGACACAUCGCGGGAGCGCAGGGUAAGGUAAGUGAAGAACAGAUGCCGGAGCAGUGCCGCAUGGUAUUCCCGAGUGUAGCUCGGGGUUACCGCUCUUGGUACUGAAAUGUUACCCCGAGCUACACUCGGGAAUACCGCCAAGGAGAGCGACAGUCACAUAGGGGUUGAUUUACUAAAACUGGAGAGUACAAAAUGUGGUGCAGCUGUGCAUGGUAGCCAAUCAGCUUCUA
Molecule: messenger RNA, 358 nt
Organism: Staurois parvus
Lineage: Eukaryota; Metazoa; Chordata; Amphibia; Anura; Ranidae
Source: the annotation of a GenBank genome assembly